AUUUGGACACUUGUCGUCUGGGAUUUUCACAUUAUCCACGGCGGUAUGUAUUUUUGCCCAGACGGGAGAUAUGUGAGCACAAAAAAGUAUAAUUCAACUUGAAAGAUAUUCUCAUUUUAUACAUUUUAUAUAUAUAUAUCUAUAUAUAUAAAUAAUGUUGAUCUCAGUGUUAUAUCGACGAUGAAAUUUUUUCAAAUACAACAUUUGAUUUCAAAAAGGAAAAAAAAUCCCAGUGUCAGAGAAUAAAUAAUAAAUAAAAAAGUGAUGUAUCUUUGUCCUAAUUUUUCGGAUAGUUGGGUGUUCGGUAAUUUAUUAUUCAAAGUGGUGUUGUAAAUUAUUUAAAAAAAAAGGAUCCGAUUGUAAAAAGAAUAUUUUGGUUUAUAUGAAAACGAACAGAGGAGUUGAAAAGAAAUGAUCCAGAUUUGUGUUGUGAUUUAAUUUUUCAAAAGAAAACAGGAAAGUGAAAUUUUUUAUUUGGGAGAAAAAAAUGGGUUUUUCUACGAGUUUACAGGGUCAGGCCUCACAUGAGGCACUUUUGGGUCGUCAGGAAGCUGAAAUUAAACUCCUGGAGACGAUGCGCCGGUGUCUCGCCACUAAAGUUAAAUCUGAUCGCGAAUAUGCUUCGACUAUUUCUUCCUUGACUGUUCAGGGGAGAAAAAUCGAACGUACCGAGGAACUUAUUGGAAGUAUGAUUGCUCAGGGUUGGCGAGAGAUUAUGGAUUCUAUAGAUCAGACGGCAAAACUCAUAAAACAUCAGGCCGACUCAAUGGAAACUAAUGUUGUCGAACAUAUCAGCUUUCUCUAUUCGGAGCGUAGACGUGCGAGGAAAUUGUAUCAAGAGGAGCAGACCUGGUUAAAUAAUCAAUUUCAACAAUUAACAGACGAUGUGGCUAGAAAAAAGGCGGAUUACCAAAAGAGUUUAGAAUCGUAUAAAUUAAUGAGAUCCCGUUUCGAAGAGCAUUACGUAAAGUCUGGAAGGGGAGGAAGAAAAUUGGACGAAGUGAGGGAAAAAUAUCAAAAAGCCUGUAGAAAAUUGCAUCUAACGCAUAAUGAAUACGUUUUACUUCUUGGCGCCGUCACCGAAUGUGAAAAUGAUUUAAGAACUUGCUAUUUACCGAGUCUACUUAAUCGGCAACAAACAAUUCAUCAGGACUUUAUUUCUUCCUGGAAAAUCAUUAUGCAAGAUGUGGUCAAGUAUUCAGAUUUUACGACAGAUAAAUUUUUAGAGAUUCACACUCGCAUGAGGAAAGCAAUUGAUACUAUAAAACCAAUUGAAGAAUAUAAGGAUUUUGUGGGAAAACAUAGAACGAGGCCAGCAUCGCCAAUAAGAUUUACAUUUGAUGAAAAUCUCGUGGAAGAUACGUCGGGAAAAUUAUUGCCAAAUAAAUUGACUGUCGAUAAUUUAACGAUAGACUGGUUACGAAAUCGCUUGUCAGAAUUGGAAGUUUCUUUAAAAACAACGCAGCACAGUCGACAGACUUCACAAUCGUUGGAUAACAAUUGUGAUUCAAAAACGCCACUGCUUGAUUAUUCGCAAGAAAGAGAAGAGCUGAAAAUUCGUUGUCAGGAAAAAAAAUUACAGAGACAGGCCGAAGUGAUAAGAAGUGCUCUCAAUGAACUAGGAUGCGAAGAAUUACCUUCAGGUUGCGAUCUUUCUGUCGAGGGAUCUUUCACGGAAACACCCACAAUAAGCAAGGUGCCACUGCGUGGAAUUACAAAUUCAUCGAAUAAUCAAAAAGGAAGUGGAAAUUCUGGUUUGAUGGAGGAAGAAUGGUUUCACGGUGUUCUACCGAGAGAAGAAGUCGUGAGACUUUUGGUAAAUAAAGGCGAUUUUCUAGUGAGAGAAACAACAAGAAAUGACGAAUGUCAAAUUGCUUUAUCCGUCUGUUGGGAUGGACAUAAACAUUUUAUCGUUCAAACAACACCAGAGGGACAUUAUCGUUUCGAAGGACCGAUGUUUCCCUCAAUUCAAGAAUUGAUAAUGCAUCAAUUAAAAUCUGGUUUGCCAGUAACUAGUCGAUCGGGAGCAAUUCUCAAAACUCCGAUUCUUCGCGAACGAUGGGAACUGAACAAUGAUGACGUUAUUCUUUUAGAAAAAAUUGGACGUGGUAAUUUUGGAGAUGUUUAUAAGGCACAGUUAAAAUCGUGUAAGACUGAAGUAGCUGUUAAAACAUGCAAAGUGACAUUACCGGAUGAGCAGAAGAAGAAAUUUCUACAGGAGGGCAGAAUUUUAAAGCAAUACGAUCAUCCGAAUAUUGUCAAAUUAAUUGGAAUUUGUGUGCAAAAACAGCCUAUUAUGAUUGUUAUGGAAUUAGUUCCAGGCGGCUCUCUUCUUACAUAUCUUAAAAAUAAUAAAAGUACCAUCGCUCAGAAAGAGCAGCUUCGAAUGUGUAAAGACGCAGCGGCGGGAAUGCGUUAUUUAGAAUCAAAAUCUUGUAUACACAGGGACUUGGCUGCAAGAAAUUGUCUCGUUGGAUACGAGACAAUUGUAAAAAUAUCCGAUUUCGGAAUGUCUCGAGAAGAAGAAGAAUAUAUUGUCUCGGAUGGAAUGAAACAAAUUCCAAUUAAAUGGACAGCGCCAGAGGCUCUUAAUUUUGGAAAAUAUACUUCACUUUGUGAUGUUUGGAGUUACGGUGUUUUAAUGUGGGAGAUAUUUUCGAAAGGCGGAAGUCCUUAUCAUGGAAUGUCAAAUUCUCAAGCCCGUGAACAAAUUGACAAAGGUUAUCGAAUGCCAGCACCGGAAGGAACACCCGACGAGGUUUAUCGAUUAAUGUCACGUUGCUGGGAAUAUGAUCCCGAAAAUAGACCACAUUUCGAUCAAAUUUAUUCAAUUGUCGAGACUUUAUCACAAGCUUAUUUAUAAAAAAACAAAAGUUUAUGCAAAAAAAAAAGAAAA
Leptopilina heterotoma is the source of this 2896-nucleotide messenger RNA. RefSeq names its product tyrosine-protein kinase Fer (gene FER). The record is from RefSeq and is a predicted model, not a curated record. Gene Ontology annotation, biological process: peptidyl-tyrosine phosphorylation. The coding region runs from base 488 to 2863 and encodes 791 amino acids. Gene Ontology annotation, molecular function: ATP binding; non-membrane spanning protein tyrosine kinase activity. The transcript is spliced from 14 exons. Lineage: Eukaryota; Metazoa; Arthropoda; Insecta; Hymenoptera; Figitidae.